AUGCGUCCGCCGAAUAAUCAUGGCUAUUCGCCUGUUAACCAGGCUACGCCUGGGGAGAGCACCGACCCUAUCGAUAGUCUCACAGACUGCCUCCGCAGAUGCACCGCUACUGGGGACGUCCGAACUCAAGAAUACCUCACAAAACUCGUCUUGAAUGUCACAUCCACUGCCCAAAGACUUAUCUCUCUUCAAGAAGAAAAUUCCCCACUGGGCAGCAAGAUCAAAGACCUCGAGCAGGCUAAUUCUGAUAGCAUCGAUCAAAUUAAACUACUCAACGCAAAAAACCGUGCUUUGAAAGACUCGAAGCAUGAAUUGCAGCUAAGUGCAAACUGGUAUAAAGAGAGACUUGUGGAAUCCCAGUCAGCUGAAAAAGAACGCUUCCACGCCGAGAAUAUCCUUAGUUCGCGGCUGUCAAAAGCUUUGAUGAGGGAGGAAAAGACGAACAAGAGCAUCCAGGAGAUCCGAAUCUCUGUCGGGAGAUUCGUCGAGAAAUUAAUCACCAUUUAUAAUCACAACCCCUCUGAGAUAGAAAACUUACUCGGUGACAACCUUCGGGAAUGGAUCAAGCUCAAGAAUUCUACUGGUAGUAUACAUGAAGAAACUUUCCGGAGUAGGAAGAGCACCCAGGCUAUGUCUGAUCUAUCAAGAGAGAUACUUAAUUGUGGGGUUGAGAGGUUUCAGUCGUCGAGAGUAGGCAUGGGAGAUUCCAAUAAAGAUUGUGAUUCCAUGGAUAAUACCAAACUUCGAUCCGGGAUUAGCAUUCGCCCCAAUCGCACUGACCAGCAGUACGCACAACCAAACCAGGAAGAGGCUUCCUCUAGUUCCGCCCAUGACUCUUAUUGUCACAACUUAGAGUCGACAGAUUCGGACGACAGUUCUGAAAGACACCAAAGCACUCACGUAAACGAAAAGCACAGCAUUCAUGAAAAGGUUCACACUCAAAAAUACAACACCAAUAACGACCAUCAGCCGACAAAAGUGCCUAAAGACCCUACCAAAAAUGUUGGUGCUUGGAGGCUCCGCGCAACCGCAGAAAGCAAUCCCGCUGUCUGGAUCGGUCUUGAUCGGUCGCCGGGAUCUUGGAACGAUGUUCCAACCCCACCUGAGCUGCUCAAAAAAAAGAAGGUGGUAGUCAACAAAUACGACUGCGCGAGGGUUGUGAAAUUGACUCGCUUGCCAAUCGAAAUCACAACAGCUAUGGUUGCCACUUUUGUUCGAGGCGGUAAAGUCGAUGAUAUACGUAUUAUCGACGCUGAGAAAAGCAAUAGCUUCAAGCAAGCCCUUAUUACCUUCUGCAACCCAGAAGCUGCUGCUAGCUUUUUUAAGUGGGUUCAGGAAUACCCCGGCAGCCUCGUGGUUGACGGCCUAAGAUGCCAUGGUGUGCUAGGAUUAACUAUCCAACCACCAGCAUAUGAUCGCGAGUCCAGGGUUUUGCUUCUAACGUGCAUGCCCGACGAAGUCAAUUCCAUCAAUAAACUUCGCUCUUUCGUUGAAUCAACCGCACAGGACGACGAUGGGCACUCAUUUACCGUUCAGAAUCAGAAGCUUUACUUCAACGGUGGCGGAUUGAAGAGCUCGGCUUCAAUUACUUUCGAUUCGAUUGAAGGGGCAAUUAUUAUGAAAUUGAAAUGGGAGAUUGAAUGGGGAAUGAACAUCGAGUGGGGCCGGGACGAGUGCGAGGAUAGGUUACUUGAAAUGGACCCGCAGAUGAAAAUCUUCUGGCUUACUCAACCCAAACCAUCUGACCAUCAGAAUUAA
Molecule: messenger RNA, 1758 nt
Organism: Morchella sextelata
Lineage: Eukaryota; Fungi; Ascomycota; Pezizomycetes; Pezizales; Morchellaceae
Exons: 2
Coding region: 1-1758 (585 amino acids)
Source: RefSeq, a predicted model, not a curated record